Penicillium atrosanguineum is the source of this 882-nucleotide messenger RNA. Its product is annotated as flavin reductase family protein. Gene Ontology annotation, molecular function: FMN binding; riboflavin reductase (NADPH) activity. The transcript has 2 exons. The record is from RefSeq and is a predicted model, not a curated record. Lineage: Eukaryota; Fungi; Ascomycota; Eurotiomycetes; Eurotiales; Aspergillaceae. The coding region runs from base 1 to 882 and encodes 293 amino acids.
AUGAAGCUAGCAAUCCCGCGCGUUGCGGUCCGGAGAGGCCUCGGAGAGUCAUUAUACCCAAGUCUCCCUACCACCAGAACUUUAUCCUCGCCCCUCCGAAAUAAUUCGCCGAGCUAUCAACAGUCGCAAUCCUCUCGGCGACACAACAGCAAUCCUGCAACUUCACCAAAAGAAGAUACCCAAAAACCAAGCCACAAUACAGCAGAAUCGACACACAUCCCUCAAACAUCACCCGCAUCCUCAAUAUCCGAACAUGUCCGCCUCCUCAUGCGUCGUGUGCCCUACCCCGUCGCCAUCAUCACAGCCACCGAUCCCACCGGCCCAGCAGAUACAUCCUCAUUCCGCGGCAUGACUGUUUCGUCCUUCAGCACCGUGACCCUUUCACCAGACCCCGUGAUCUCUUUCAAUGUGCGUCGACCAUCAGAGACCUUGAAUGCGUUACUAGCCUCAGGCCGCUUCCUUGUUCAUUUACUCGCACCCGGACCUGAUACUGCAACGCUCGCUAGAGACUUUUCCAAGGGAAAUACCACGCUAUCCUCAAUUCUGAACGGACAUGGUGACUUUGAAUUCAGGGCAUUGGACGUGGAGUCGAAGGCGCAAGCUGGCGAAACCGAGAGACCGCUUCCCAUCUUAAGACGGAGAAUCAAGGACUCGAAAGAUCCGCAGUCCGCGGACUUCCCGUUUGUCUUUGAAUGCACUCUCUAUCCGAACAAGAUCGACGUGCAUGAUCACUCUAUUGUGCUUGGCACGGUUGUGCGCGCAAUCGAGGUCAAUGCCUCGAAUCUAGAGCCUGAUUCCUCCGGUAUAGAUGAACAUUCACCGGAACAAUUGUGUCUGACAUAUGCCGAUACCCGCUUCUGGAAGAUGGGAAUUGAAAUUUAA